GUCAGGACUCAUCAGCAAACUGCCAUGUCUCAUUUCGGGGCCCCAGUUUAUUACACAGUCUGACAGUACUGCCACGACUUCAGGAAUGCAAGAUCCAUGUCUGUCCGGACCGGCCCACGUCCACGAUGGCGAGAUGCAGGGGAGGAUGGAUCGCACGAGACCGACUGCUGUGGUAGUAGUACGGCGGAGUCGUAGUAGUACUACUACUACUUGAUUCUUUACCCUUCAGCCCUUGUGCUCCGGCCAGCCCUCUCUCGCGGUUCCCAUAGCCUGUGAUUGUGACACUCGAGCAUUCACGUCGACACUCGCUGCCAUGUCUACCGGACGCUUCACUCGGGCAGGACAGCUGAUGCUGGGCCUGGGCCUCGGCCUGUCCCAGCUCACACUGGGCUCUCCCACGACAUACCCCGAGUCCAACUCCACCGACGCUAAGCUCGGUGCCGUCGCCUCUGAGAGCGCGGUCUGCAGCGACAUUGGCGUCAAGCUGCUCCGGCAGGGUGGGAAUGCCAUUGAUGCUAUGGUAGGGACCACGUUCUGUGUCGGCGUGAUCGGAAUGUAUCAUUCUGAUAUCGGCGGAGGUGGCUUUGCCCUCGUCAAGAGCCCAAAUGGAACCUACGAGUGUGUCGACUUUAGAGAGACUGCUGCCGCCUCUUACUACGAGACCAUGUAUGUCAACAAGACCGACUUGAGCCUAUAUGGCGGUCUCGCAGCUGGCGUCCCCGGCGAGCUACGCGGGCUUGAGUAUAUCCACAACAAGUACGGCAGUCUCCCGUGGAAAACCGUCAUGCAGCCUGCCAUCGACGUUGCCCGCAACGGCUUCCAAGUCACGGCGGAUACGGUCAAGUACAUCGCCGGUGUGCAGAACCCCGAGUUCCUCGUCCGCGACCCUUCGUGGGCCAUCGACUUCGCCCCAAACGGUACCAUCGUCCAGCUCGGCCAGACCAUGACCCGCAAGCGGUAUGCUGCCACACUGGAGACCAUCUCCAAUCAAGGCGCGUCGGCCUUCUAUGAGGGCGCCAUCGCCAACGCAACUAUCCAGGCCCUCCGGGCUUCGGGCGGCACCAUGACUUUGGACGACCUUGCUAACUAUACCGUGGCCAUCCGCGACGCGGUCGAUAUCAACUACCGCGGCUACAAGGCAACUUCCUGUAGCGCCCCCUCGGGUGGCGAGGUGGCCCUGUCCAUCCUGAAUAUCAUCAACGGCUUUGACGGCUUUGACGACCCUGCCCAGAUCAACCUCACCACCCACCGCCUGGACGAGGCCCUCAGGUGGUCAUAUGGCCUGCGGGUGAAUCUCGGAGACCCUUCCUUCGUGGCUAACAUGACCAAAUACACAGCCAAUAUGCUCUCCGAGGAGACGGCUGCAGAGAUUCGUUCCAAGAUAUCUGACACCAAGACGUACAACUCUUCCUACUACAACCCCUCGAAUAUCGAAAUCCUGUCGGAUAAUGGAACUUCACACAUUGCCGCCGCAGACCGGACUGGCUUGACCGUCUCCAUCACCACGACCAUCAACACCAUCUUCGGCUCACGCGUCAUGGUUCCUGAGACUGGGGUUAUCAUGAACAAUGAGAUGAACGACUUUUCUACCCCAAACUCCACGAACGCGUUCGGUUAUCAGCCCAGCGAGGCCAACUUCAUCAGGCCCGGCAAGCGGCCCUUAUCCUCCAUCUCGCCAACUAUUGUCGAGUACCCGGGGGGCGGGCUCUUCUUCAUCAGCGGGUCUGCCGGCGGCUCUCGCAUCAUCUCCGCUACGGCUCAGAUCAUCCACAAUGCACUUGACCGCAACAUGAGCGCUGCCGAGGCCCUUGCCGCUCCUCGCCUGCACGACCAGCUCAGCCCUGACGUCAGUUCUUUCGAGUACGCCUACGACAAUUCAACCACCGCGUUCAUGGCCGGCCUCGGUCAUCACAUUCAGUGGGUAGCGCCCGGGUCAUCCACCGCGCAAGCCAUCAGGAGGCUGCCUAACGGCACUUUCGAUGCGGCUGGUGAGCCUCGGCAGUUGGCCAGUGGCGGUUUUGCCGUCUAG
Diaporthe batatas is the source of this 2029-nucleotide messenger RNA. RefSeq lists its product as uncharacterized. Bases 314 to 2029 code for a protein of 571 amino acids. Gene Ontology annotation, molecular function: glutathione gamma-glutamate hydrolase. The transcript has 4 exons. Gene Ontology annotation, cellular component: plasma membrane. NCBI's taxonomy places the organism in Eukaryota, Fungi, Ascomycota, Sordariomycetes, Diaporthales, Diaporthaceae. Gene Ontology annotation, biological process: glutathione catabolic process. The record is from RefSeq and is a predicted model, not a curated record.